AUGAGGAGCCCGUCUUUCACGCUUUUCCGUGACAAUGCGACGCCCAACACGUCGCAGGAGAGCAUGAAGAGGAUCAUCGCCGUCGACCAGCGUCCCGCAUCGCCGGAAAACGAAGUCGAGCGCGGUCAUCACGAAAAUGCACUGGAACUCGACGACCGGCGCACCAGCACCGACACCGUGCGCAGGGUCUGGGUGGCCAACACGGGCGACUGGUGGAUGAUCGCCUGUUUCGCUGUCUUGGGUGCGACGAUUUCGUUCGACGCGAUGGUUGUGGUGACGAUUCUUCCGGAUCUGUCAACGGUCCUGCAAGGAAACCCUACCGACGCCCUUUGGCCAGCGACCUGCUACUUCCUCGCCAACGCCGUCGUCCAACGCUUCUUCGUCGCCAUGUCCCAAGUGCUGGGUCGCCGGUUCGUGCUCUUCAUCUCAGUCGCCAUCUUCACCGUAGGCAACCUCCUAUCCUGCAUCGCUCCGCUCUUCCCGGUCCUCCUCGUCGGUCGAGCCAUCCAGGGCAUCGGUGCCGGCGGCAUGGUGGCUAUACCGCUCGCCAUUCUGACGGACAUGACCGCCCUCCAACAGCGAGCCGGAUACAACGGCAUCAUCCUGCUGGUGAGCGCCCUCGGAGCCCUCACGGGCCCCGUCGCCGGCGCGCUGUUCAUCGAGCACGGAAUCCUGUGGCAAUGGAUCUUCUACAUCACCCUCCCCCUCUGCGCCAUCCUCCUGCUGGGAGUUCAAAUGGUCGUCAGGCCCGUGGAGCAGCAAUUGAAGCCGAAACGAGAGCUCCUGGACCUCGACUGGACCGGCGGAACCCUCUUCACGGCCAGCAUGGUCAGCGUCCUGCUGGGAGUCACCUGGUUCGGCGAGGAGGAUUCAUCGCACCGCUUGCAGACGUGGGUUGCGCUGGGAGCGGGGAUGGUCGGCCUGCUGUGUGCGAUGCUGUACGAAAAGGCGGGUGCUUCGAAGCCGUUCCUUUCGUUCCCGAUGGUGAAGAAGUCGUCCAUGGCAUUUACCCUCGUCUGCAUGCACAGUUAUCUGAACUUCUCCCCUACUCUGGCAGCCGUCUUUCUGAUCCCCAUCACGGCCACCGCUCUCUCUGCCACCGCAGCAGCGGGCAUGCUCACCGCGCGAUUCGGUCACCACCGCUGGGCGAUGUGGCUGGGAUGGGCCCUGAACAUCGCGUCUGCAGGAUGCAUGAUGCUGAUGGACGUCCACACCAGCGCGCAGAUCUACGUUCCGAUCUUCGUCGCGGCUGGCCUGGGCCACGGUCUCACCGUGUCAGCCAUGCAUGCAGCCAUCCAACAGCUGGCCGACGCGCCCCAUGUGCAGGACGCCACCAUCAUCGCCAGCUUCCUGAGCACCCUGGGCAUGUGCGCGGGGAUCGUGAUGACCGGAGCGACAUUCCGGAACCGACUCACGCACAACCUUGUGGCGCUGGAUGUCCCUCGCGAGAUGAUCGAUGCAAGGACGGCAGAGGUCUUCCUUUUGGGUCCGACCAACACCACCAUCCCUGCAGUGCAGCAAGUGCAAUACGAAUCCGGAGUGCUGGAUGAUUUUCUGAAAAUAGUAAAAACAAUCAACUCUAGCAUUAUUACUAUUGCUACAGAAGAUUAUAUUUCCAAAUUCGUCGCCGGUAUCGGCGGCCCGUCCCCACAAGCGAUAGAUAACAACUGCCAGAUUGAAGAAAGAAAUGCUAACGCAGUGAUCGUCUUCGCCAGCUUCCAGUGUUGCCUCCACUCGUCGAGGAUCGUCCCAAUUGCUGCUGUCUCUGUCCGCAGAACCCCGCUCUUCCGAUCGCUGACUACCUGUCUGUCGAUGGCGCCGUUUCCGCCUCCUCCGGUCGAUACUAUCGACUGGAACAAUGUCGGUUUCAAGGUCCGUGAAGUCAACGGCCACGUCGAGUCGCACUUCUCCUACUCCUCCGGCGGCACCUGGUCCGAACCCAGAUUCGUCGCGUCGCCGCACAUCCCGCUGCACGGCAUGGCUCCCGGCCUCAACUACGGGCAGCAGGCGUACGAGGGCCUGAAAGCCUUCCGCCACCCGGACGGCCGCAUCGCCAUCUUCCGCCCGGACCGCAACGCCGCGCGCAUGCGCCGCUCCGCCGAGUUCGUGUCCAUCCCGCCUGUCCCCGAGGAGCUGUUCGUGCGCUGCGUCCGCCUCGCUGUCGCCGCUAACGCCGAGUUCGUCCCGCCCCACGAGUCCGGCGCCGCCAUGUACAUCCGUCCGCUCGUCUUCGGGUCCUCCGCCCAGCUGGGCCUUAGCCCGCCUGACGAGUACACCUUCGUCGUCUUCGUCAUGCCCACGGGUGUCUACCACGGCGUGCACGCCGUCGACGCCCUGAUCCUCGAGGACUUUGACCGCGCCGCCCCCGAGGGCACCGGCUCCGCCAAGGUCGGCGGCAACUACGCGCCCGUGCUCCGCCACAGCGAGAAGGCCCGCCGCGAGGGCUUCGGCAUCACGCUGCACCUCGACAGCAAGACGCGCUCCGAGGUGGACGAGUUCUCGACGUCGGCGUUCAUCGGUGUGCGCAAGACCGGUUCUAACAUCACCAUCGUCGUCCCCGACAGCCGCAACGUCAUCGACUCCGUGACCGCCGCGUCUGUGUGUGACAUCGCGUCCAACGUCUUCGGCUACAGCGUCGAGAAGCGCCGCAUCGCCUACGACGAGAUCCGCGAGUUCGCCGAGGUCAUGGCCGCCGGCACCGCUGCCGCGCUGGUGCCCAUCCGCAGCAUCACCAUGCGCUCCAGGAACGACAGGUUCACGUUUGAUUGCGGCGGCGAGGACGGCGCUGGCGGUGAGGUCUUCUCCAAGCUGCUCACGACCCUCAGGGGUAUCCAGAACGGCACGAUCGAGGACAGGUUCGGCUGGCUUGUUGAGGUCGAGCCUCCGCCGGAGGGAUGGGUUGAUGCGGGUGGUCGUGUCGACGCCACGGUGACCAAUGUGCCGUGA
Molecule: messenger RNA, 2946 nt
Organism: Rasamsonia emersonii CBS 393.64
Lineage: Eukaryota; Fungi; Ascomycota; Eurotiomycetes; Eurotiales; Trichocomaceae
Product: Branched-chain amino acid aminotransferase
Exons: 8
Coding region: 1-2946 (981 amino acids)
Biological process (GO): branched-chain amino acid metabolic process; transmembrane transport
Molecular function (GO): branched-chain-amino-acid:2-oxoglutarate transaminase activity; transmembrane transporter activity
Source: RefSeq, a predicted model, not a curated record